UCCCUUGAUCUUCGAUUGAAAAUACGUAAACAACCAGAACGUAUCGUCAACGAUAACGAUUCCUGUCGUGCGGAAGGCUAAUUCAGUGAUAUGUGAAACUAUUAAGACAGGCGUAUUGGUUCAUACUGAUACUGAAUUUCACAUAGACACGAUUUUGUAUGUUUAUGAUCAAGUAAAGUUGACUGACAGAAACAGCUGACCUGACAAUGGCGACCUAAAUCAGUAUUUCACUUGCUGGACUUCGUUAUUUGAUCAACAUGGAGAAAGGGAUCCCAGUACCAGACAGAUUGUCACAAGACUUCCAUAAAGAGUUACUGGACAAUGUCGAUGAGUUCUAUCACUUAAAUUCCAUUCUUCACAUCGAAGGCAACAAGACAGAUAUACUAGAAUACAUUGCGAAAGAAGGCCCUGGGAUGGUCUAUAGGUUCAAUAGGCUGUGUUACUACAAGGAGUCCCAUUUCAUCGAAGAUAUUCCAGACUACCCCCUCAGCUGGGCUGCAGCAGGUGGGGAUGUGGACAUCGUAAAGGCGUUCAUCAAAGCUGGGUUCGACCCUCACAUCACAAAUAAGGAAGAAAACACACAGAAGGAUUUCCGGAUACCACUUGUGCGAGCUGUUGAAAAAGGUCAUCUGCCUAUUGUGAGAUUGCUUGUUGAAGAACAUGGCUGUGAUGUUAAUGUCAGCGAUGGCUACUUUAAACGGACUGCCCUACACCGAGCUACGCAGAAUGGUGAUAUUACGAUGGUUAAAUACCUGGUUGAACAAGGAGCAGAUGUGAAUGCUGUGGACAGUGUCAAUGGAGUGCCGUUGUAUCACACACUAGAUGAUCACAAAAUGGUGAAGUAUCUUAUUGCCAAUGGUGCCAAAGUUAAAACCUGGGGAAGGCAUAAUUUACCUUUGCUUACCUAUGCUGCGGACUGUUGUGAUGAUUUGGAGGUAUUUCGGACGCUUAUAGAAGCAGGAGCGUGUGUUAAUGAUGGCGGACCGCCCACGACACCUUUCAAUAGUGCCGCUGAGCGUAACAGGCUUGAUUUGAUGAAACUGUUGUACGAAUAUGGUGCUGAUGCAGACUUGCAGGACAUGUAUGGGUUAACGGCAAUGCAUGUGGUUAGUAAACACGGAGACACUGUCUGUGCACAGUAUCUGAUCAUGGAUUUGAAUGUUUUUCUGGACAAAACAGAUGGGUUCGAUCGUACCCCUUUUUCAGUUGGAGUGAAAUGUGAGAACCCUCAGCUUCUUCAUCUGUUGAUGGAUGCAGGUUACAGGCCGACGGGCAAGGAUAGUGAUUACAUCGAUCAUAAGAAACUUACCACUACAGAUUUGUUACUGAAGGCUGCACUGCAUCGUGCACAGGCCAUUGCAGCUAGUCCAAGUUCGCUUCAAGACAGCUGUUGUUUCAGGCUUAGACGGAUGUUAGGCAGGAAUGUCCUGUCCAAGGUGGAACAGUUGAGUCUUCCGGUUGUCAUGAAGGACAUGAUCAAAUUGAACCAUUUGAAAACUUGAUAUUUUUGGUUUCAGGUUGUUUCCUUUGGGAAAAGUUCAACUGGACCUGUUUUAUGUUGGCUUUUACUUGAUGGGUAGGGAUUGUGUUAAACAGCAUCAUUAUUGAUCAUUGUGAUGGACUUGUCCAAAAACUUCUUCUAAUCUCAUUAAAAUCAGAUAUUAGUUCGCACCCGCUAAAAAAGAUCUGAGGACAUCCUAUUAGGUACGUUUGGGUCACAUCAGACCAACCUUUUAUCCGACCAAUCAGAGCGUCGCUUACCAGUUUGGGAAAGUGACAGUCGGAAUGUAGUUUCUAAUCAUGCAAACACAAAAAGGUUAACACAAGUAUUCCGAAGACAGUUAGGGGCUGUACGACUGAUUCCAUCAAAAUCAUCAUGCAUUUCUCACUUCAAUUAUGAUAAUCAUGACAAUGGGAUAAACAUUUGUAACUGAGGAGACUUUACAUAGCCCAAGGGAAGUACUGCCAUAAAAUAUCAGCCAUAAUUUAGACAUUGACGGAAGUUACCAGUUUGGAACUAGUGCCAUAUAGCUCGAGAAAGCUGCUUUCUGAUUCGCUAAUGUCAACCUCUUGUUAGUUUCUUUGGUUGGUCAAAGUUCGCAAAAGGUCAUUCUGAUGUGACCUGUUAUGGGAUGUCAUGUGAUCUUUGUGUAGCAGCAGAGAGCACUAAGAUCUGAUUUUAAUGAGAUUGAAAUUUCUUCUUUCUCAUGACCUGUCCACCCCUAAAAAUGCCCCUAACAUUUAUAUAUAUUUUAAGCACUGUUAACAUUCAGACUGUUCAUGACUCAAGACACAAAAUGGUCUGUAUUUUAAAGCUUUCCUCCCACAUCAAGCUGGCAUGCCAUGAUAUAACUGGAAAGCUGUUCGAAGGUGUUAAACCCAUUUCAUCACUCACAUCAUAUUUUUAUAUUUUAAAGUGUUAUCAUGGAUAUAUUUUCUGGUGUUGCCAGUGCAUCAUGGGUUUGUUUUAUUAUUUUUCUGUUCCCAUUUUUCAGUCCAAAAAAAGGAGAUAGAAGUUUGGUCACGUAACAGUACUAGCAGGAUUAGCAUUUCUAUUUGUUCCACCCAACAGUUAUAUCUGAUGCCAAAUAAACCAUUGAAAAUGUUAAACUACAUAAAGAAUGAUCGUUCAACUGACCCAAGUUAAUUGGGCAGGAGACCCGUGAAGAUCUGGGGUAGAAUAGGUCUUCGGUUACCUAUAGUUGCUGUAAAUGGUGAUUAUCCUUGUCAUAAGAGGCGACUAACGGGAUCGGGUGGUCAGACUCGCUGACUUGGUUGAAGCAUGUCAUCGUAUCCCAAUUGCGUGGAUCGAUGCUCAUGAUGUCAAUCACUGGAUUCAUUAUUUACAGACCGCAGUCAUAUAGCUGGAAUCUUGCUGAGUGUGGCUUUAAACAACAAACAAACAAUAAUUGGGCAGGAAAAUUUUGUAAACCCCCAAAAAGAGAUGCUUUGCACCACAGGUAGCAUUGAAAGGGUUGUCAAUAAAAUGGAGAUGUUUAGGGAAUUACUGAUAUAUAGGCAAUACAGGUAGAGGGUUCAAUGUCUUAGAAAUCCUCCCUGUAACCAACUGGGGGUGGGUAUGUGUAUUUGUUCACGUUGAGGUGCUUCCAACAAGUUCAAUAGGUAAACUAUUCCCCUGUGUGAAGGGGGAGAUAAACAUUUUGUGUUUUGAGAUUAUCGGGUGAUGUGGAGUAUUUGUGGCAGCAAAUUUCAUCUGGGAUCAAUCCAGCAAGACAGAGGUUUCAAAUGUUAAGGUUUCCAGGCAUGGAAUACACGGUAACAUCAACAAAUGUUUAUGGACAUUGUAAACAAGAACAAUUAUGAUUACUCUCUGUGCAUGCUCUUUCUAUGCUUACUCAAAUAGUCGUGAGACAUUCGGUAUUGUUUCGUACUUCUGUGAUGGUUUGUUUUCUAUUUAUUAGUAGUACUUAAUAGCAAUAUGUAAUCAGCUUAUAUUGGAUGCAGUAUUCUUGUUGUCAUGGUUGAGUGCUGUAUUUGUUAAAUUUUAUAUAUGAUACUUAUCAGGAAAUGUAUUCAUAUGCAGUGACCAGCAACUGGUCCUGGGUUUAGAAUCCAAUGUAAUGUUUUCAUCCCAUUCAAUUUACAGUGUUAUAAUAUCUAUUUAGCAUGUUGAGGUAUCUAUUCUGUUAUUCAUUUAUUAUACUUUUCAUAUCAUAUAUGACAAUAUUCACAGCUUCCAACAUGUUUGUAACUGAGUUUGUAAUGCAGAAUUACUUGACUGAA
Haliotis rufescens (red abalone) is the source of this 3744-nucleotide messenger RNA. RefSeq names its product ankyrin-3-like. Gene Ontology annotation, molecular function: protein binding. The transcript is spliced from 2 exons. The coding region runs from base 258 to 1502 and encodes 414 amino acids. The record is from RefSeq and is a predicted model, not a curated record. Lineage: Eukaryota; Metazoa; Mollusca; Gastropoda; Lepetellida; Haliotidae. Gene Ontology annotation, cellular component: cytoplasm; nucleus.